Molecule: messenger RNA, 1600 nt
Organism: Durio zibethinus
Lineage: Eukaryota; Viridiplantae; Streptophyta; Magnoliopsida; Malvales; Malvaceae
Product: polyadenylate-binding protein-interacting protein 9-like
Molecular function (GO): RNA binding
Source: RefSeq, a predicted model, not a curated record
UUUAUUUCCAUUUCUAGACAAUUCAUUUUUUUCCAAAUGGGAAUCUGUUGACUAUAAAAAAUAUAUUUUUUUCUCUAAAGCUCUCAACUUUCUUGCUCUAUGGUGAGAAAGAAGAUACGAAGAGAAUAAAUUUACAAAGGCAAAUUCCCAUUUCUUCUGAUCAUUAGUUUGUUUUCCUUCUGUGGAGUGUUUGUGGUUUUGAUUCUAUGGCUGCAGUUGCUGACAAGUCAGGUGAGGCAGCAGCAGCAGCAGCAGCUGCUGCUAAUAACAACAAUAUGGUGGUGGAAACAGCCAAAUCAGAAUCAAAGGAAUUCAAUGUGCAAAAGCUGGUUGAUAUGUUCACAAAGUUGAAUCCUUUGGCAAAAGAAUUUUUCCCAUCAUCUUAUCAUCAUAAUCAGACCAAAAAUGGUGAUUUUAAUCAGAUUCCUGUUAAUAAGCAAGGGAAUGAGAAUUACUCCGAUAGAAGGAGAAGAAAUAACUACAACCAGUGUAGAAGAAAGUUUAAAGCUUUUCGAGCUCAAAGAGACAAUAGUGUUAGCCGAACAGUAUAUGUUUCCGAUAUUGAUCAGACUAUUACUGAAGAGCGACUUGCAGGCUUAUUUAGUAAUUGUGGACGAGUUGUUGAUUGCCGAGUUUGUGGUGAUCCACAUUCAGUUCUUCGCUUCGCAUUUGUGGAAUUUGCAGAUGAAGAAGGUGCAAGAGCUGCUUUGAACCUUGGUGGGACAAGGCUAGGGUUUUAUCCAGUUACAGUCUUGCCUUCAAAAACUGCCAUCCUUCCUGUGAACCCUAAAUUUCUCCCUAGGUCAGAAGAUGAAAGGGAAAUGUGUUUCAGGACUGUUUAUUGUACAAAUAUUGACAAGAAGGUUUCUCAAGCUGAUGUGAAGAAUUUCUUUGAAUCAGCUUGUGGUGAGGUCACUCACUUGAGGCUCUUAGGGGAUCAUGUGCAUUCAACCCGUAUUGCUUUUGUUGAAUUUGCCAUGGCGGAAAGUGCCAUAAUUGCACUAAAUUGUAGUGGGACGGCGCUAGGAACCCAGCCCGUCAGGGUAAGUCCUUCAAAGACACCUGUGAGGCCACAAGUUCCCCGUUAAACAUUGCAUUAACUGAUCAACGAAGCCUUUUAAGAUCCAUGGAUGGAAUUGAGUGACUUCCCAAUGGAGAGAAACUUUGUUGUGUUGAAGGGAUGGUGAAACAUUGUUUCAUAAUUUCCAUCUUUUCUGUAGCAACAGUUGCACUUUUUUAUCUUUGACUGAAGAUAUGGUGACCAUGCUUCGGAUUGAAACUUGAUCUUGAAAACCUUUUUACCUUAUUCCAUCCCUUUGUUUUGACAAUGUCAUGUUGAGUUUUGCUGCAAGUUUCCAUGUAUUUCUAAUAAUGACUAUAAGCAUGCUCAUGCUGAGCGAGGAACCAAAGAUAUAGUACCACCACGUUGUUUUUCAUUAGGUGGUGAUACCUGUCUAGUUAGCCAGAUUAAUUUUCCCCACUACUUUUUUUUCCCUUCUUUUUUGUCAAUUUAAACUAUAAAACCAAUUUUUUAUGUACAAACUAUCAAUUCUAAAACAGUAAUGUACAAUUUUUUUUAAUUAAAAAAGGGGAAAGAGAG